AUGAGGGUUGGUUGUGCGUCCGCAGCUGUAUACCAGGCGUUGGCUUAUGCUUUUUGUUUAACCCACAACGCGAGAGGAGGGUUUAGCGCUAUUGGUGAUUGCAGCAGCAGCAGCGCGAAGCAGCAGCAGCAGCAGCAGCAGCAGCAGCAGCAGCAGCAGCAGGAGCAGCAGCAGGAAAUAUAUCUCUGCUGCCAUCAGCAUGGGGCCCGCAUGCACUCUCUUCUUUUUUAUGUUCUUUUGACGCUGCGUUUCGCCGCGCUUUAUCAACGCCAGCAGCAGCAACACCUGCUGCAGCAGCAACACCAGCAGCAGAAACACCAGCAGCAGCAGCAGGAGAAGAAGAAACACCAACAGCAACAGCAGCAGCAGAAGGAGCAGCAGCAACACCAGCAGCAGAACCAACACCAGCAGCAGAACCAACACCAGCAGCAGCAACAGCAGCAGCAGACGAUGAUGCAGCAGCACCAUCCCCAGCAGCACCCCCAGCAUCCCCAGCAGCACCCCCAGCACCCCCAGCAGCACCCCCAGCAGCACCCGCAGCACCCGCAGCAGCAGCAGCAGCAGCAGCAGGAGCAGCAGCAGCAGGAGGAGAAAAGGAUGAGUUGGUGGUCAAUGCAUAAAGAAAUAGAAAAUGAACAGCAGUUCAAAGAAUUCCUACUACAGGCCAUUGACAGCAGCUGCGAGGGUUUGAUGGUAAAAUCCCUAGAAGAUGACGCCCCAUACGAACCCUCAAAAAGAUGCAACAGCUGGCUGAAAGUAAAGAAAGAUUACAUUGAGGGUUUGACCGAUACCCUUGAUCUCGUUCCUAUUGGAGCUUUCUAUGGAAAGGGCAAGCGAAGCAUGAUGUUUGACCCCCCAAAGAAACGCAGAAAACAGCAUACAAAUCACUCCCUGUCUUUUCUAUAA
Molecule: messenger RNA, 906 nt
Organism: Eimeria mitis
Lineage: Eukaryota; Apicomplexa; Conoidasida; Eucoccidiorida; Eimeriidae
Product: DNA ligase 1 precursor, putative
Exons: 7
Coding region: 1-906 (301 amino acids)
Biological process (GO): DNA repair; lagging strand elongation; DNA recombination
Molecular function (GO): DNA ligase (ATP) activity; ATP binding
Source: RefSeq, a predicted model, not a curated record